GCACACGAGUCCGAGUAACCUUGAUAGAAGUUUCGAUCGAGCCGGCCAGAAAAACCGGUCGGCUUGUGUGCGACCACAUUUAUUUACACAAAUGUAAAUGCGAGUGGUCGAAGAGUAAAACGUCAAUCCCCAAACUCGCGGCGUUCGAAUUUCGAAUUCUCAGCAGUCAUUGCACUCUGGAAGUUUUGUCGGAGAGAUAAAUAUAGACAGAUAAUUUUAUCUAUGCCCACGGUAGCAUUGGACCAGAUAGAAAAAAUAAAAUGACCUAAAAAAGUUUGGUUCUUUUUUUUUUUUUUUUUUUAAUUACUUAGGCGUCGUUAUCGAUAUUGUACGAGCCACCGACCUACACAGCUGAAAUUGAUCGAAUCGAGUAUAAAACUUGUCGCUUAACACGCGGAUACUCCAUCAUCCGUAAAAAAAUCUUCGAUUCUCUUCCGAUUAAUGGGACUGGAAUUCGUGAAUUCGCGUUAAAUUGAUUUUCAAAAGAUUCCAAAUAACGCGUCGAUCAGGGAAAUACUACAGAUACGAUUAUCAUCUGCAAAUGAUUCAGCAUGCACAACGCGCAGUUAGAAAUAACUGUUUUAUCUAUAAUUCGUGGAACCAUAAUACUAUCGUAGAGAAGUGGAUAUAUCUAUACACGUAUCGUGUAAUUAUAACUGCACCGAUGCGUCGAGUAAUUAAUUCCGCGUUGAAUUAAUUGAAAGUCAUAACGGAAGAACGGAACUCCGUGGCGGAUAAGUAAUAUGAAUUUCUAAAGAACCUGCGUCAAUAAAAUCUCGAAAGAAUCUUACGCACUGGUUUAUUUUUUCACACGAAACGCGUGUACGCGCGUACACACAUCGCGUAGUGAGGUGAAGGGAUUAGUUGUGAGAUUGACACAUGUCAUGUAAUUGGACGUCUCCCCGGUGCGGUCGUUGAUGACAGUAGAUGAUACGAUCAUCGUCGUUUACUCGGUGGUUUUUAAAGACAAUGAAAACACUACGGAUGUAUUAGUAAUCGACGAAACCACGAGGACAAGCGUCAGUCCUAGCGACUUUGACGUUUGUAAUCGGGGAUUUUGGCUACAACGAUUCGUUACAGAUUCCUUAGCAAUCGUGCGGUCAGUUUUACAGCACGAUGAAUACGUUUAUAAAUACAAAGGAUGAAUUUAUCCCUAUUGUGUCGCGCAAUAGUUUUAACCGGGGAGUCUGCAAAAGGUCAAAAAUCAGAGAUGGGAUUCCUUCGAAUACGAGUCAACAUGCACCUGCGUGCGUUGAACGUGGCGAAUCCGACACGUCUGUAUAGGUAUACUGAAUUACGGGACGCGACGUCAUGACCUGGAGAGAGGAAAAUCGAUGACGUCUGCGAGGCGCAUCGAGAACCAGAUAAAAAUCUCCAAACUAUUUAUAAAUUUGCCAUUUCCUCGUGUGGUAUUUCAUUCACGCCGGUCUUCGCACGGGGCAACUCGUAAAUUCGGCCCAACUUUCCGUGACGUCAAAAGUUACCGUUCCGAGACUGAUGUUAUUGGGGAAAAUUGAAGACCGCACUUUCUUUCUAAAGGAACGCAAAUAAUGUCCAUGCUAAUAAUAGAUUCCUGAUAUGGUAUGAAAAUCGAACGGAUUAAUUGGACCGACAAAAUUUUAUUGUUAUCGGCGUUUCCUUCGUUACAUAAACGCGUACGAAUACGUAAAUCAAAUUCCGCGAUCAGAUAUCAAGAGGAAAAAAAAAGUAAAAAGGAAAAGAAAUUGGUAACUAAGUUCAUCGAAUGGAUUUCUGCCGAUUUCAUCAAAAUUUUCCUCUUUCUUUCUACUCCAACGUUAAAAAAAAAUACAAGAUAGAAACGUACGGAAAUCACCUGCAUGAUUUCAUGUGUGGAAAUUCGCAUCUCGAUAAUGACUCGAAAAUCCGACGUAAUUUUGUUCUUUUAUGGGAAUUAAAUUUCCGGGGGGGUCGUGAAAGUUUGAGGUAAAAAUCCCGAAUCUGGAUUGCCCUGCAGCCGGAUCGGGAUUGUGGUGCGGGCACCCGGGAAACCCCCGGAACGGUCGGGUAGAUGACACAUCUGACGGGCAAAAAUCCAUCCUCCACUCUUCUGCGCCCUCAUCAGCAAUUUACUUAAAGACCAGCAAACCAUCGCUUCCUAAGUCAUUCCGUGAUCGUAACUAUCGUAGUUCACCCGUCAUUGAGGAUACUCUGGAAUUUUUUAAAAACGUAUUUACCAAAGUAUUUCACUCGUAAGAUAACAGAAGUUGCUUGAAUUUCAAUUAAAAACUUGUUUAACGAUCGGUUGGAUCAGAUCAUCGGUCAAAAUCAUCGAACAUCAAAAAGAGUGAAUCUCAGAAACUACAGUACGCAUUGUACGUCGGAGUGUCCACGACGAAAUUUUCGGACAUAAAUUUAAUCACGAUGGAUUAUCAUUCCUGUAUAUUCACCGGGAUGAUCCUGAUAGCCCUUGCCAGCGUCAUCCUUGGGAAUUCGCUUGGAGAAUCGCGUCAGGAUAAUUCCCUCGCACAAAAAUCGUCGGAAAUUACACCCAUCAAUUUGGUGAACUGUAGCAGCGUCGCUCCAGAUUUGGAUUAUCAGUGCGUAAAAAUUGAAGAUUGUAAAACGAAGGGUCGUCGAAGCAGCAGAAAAUUUUGCAAAUGGUCAGGAAAAGCAACUCACAUGUGUUGUUCGCAAACGGGAGAUAAAUCUGCUGAAAAAUCUGCCCCACGAAGAUACAAAAGAUGGGGUUCAUAUUUUGAUGAUGACUGUGAUACUCCUUCAAGAUACAUUCGCGUGAACGACGACUGGGCGUUCGAGAACGAAGAUUACGAGGAGCCCUGGACGAAACCUAAAAGUUACCGGAGCCGAUUCGGUCACAACUAUCACGAUCGUCGCGAUCAUCGUCAUUAUCAUCAUUACCACGAUUACAAAGACGACGUAGAAACCUUCAACGCGAACGACGAUUUCGACUACUCUCCGGAAAGGAAUGAACCAGAGUGCGGGGUUUUAGCAACGGAAUCGAGCGGACGGAUAGUAGCUCACGCCGUCGGAGGUUCACCCGCGAAAACAGCAGCGUCCAGUCCUUGGAUGGUCGCCAUUGGUGAAAAAAAGGAAAACGAAAUCUUAUGGUUUUGCGGUGGUUCUUUGAUAAGCCGGGAAAUCGUGCUUACGGCGGCACAUUGCGUUACAAGAAGGAAAGCGGACUUCGCUAGGGUCGGCGAGCUUGAUUUAAAUUCAGACAUGGAUGCGGCAGAGCCACAGGAUUACGAGAUUGAAUCAUCGGUUGUUCACCCGAAUUACGAAAGCCCUCGUCAUUAUCAUGACAUAGCUAUAGUGAGGUUGAGGACUCCGGUAAGAUAUUCAGAGUUCGUGAGGCCGAUUUGUCUUCCUUCGAAUAAAAGAAAUCUCUACGCGAACUCCCGAGUCACACUUACCGGAUGGGGUGUCGUCGAAUUCGGAGGCGAGAGAAGUCCCGUUCUGCAGGAAGUGCAGAUACAAACUAUGAGCAACGCGGAGUGCAAUCGGAGGUACGGUGAUCCUGAAACCGUAAGGAGCAACGUGGCUGCUUUACCCGAGGGAAUAAUUUCCUCCCAGUUGUGCGCCGGAGAUGCAUACGGAGGAAGAGAUGCUUGUCAGGGAGAUUCCGGAGGACCGAUCGUACUGAAGGAAGGAAGGAGGCGCAUAGUUAUAGGAAUUGUGUCCUCAGGCUUGGGGUGCGGGUCGAAAAUAUUCCCAACAAUUUAUACGAGAACAUCUCAUUACAUUGAUUGGAUUCGCCGUUUCCUUUAAACCUCAUGAUAUGUGUAAUGAUCAUCCCUUCACUCGCCUUAAAAAUUUUAAUGGCGCGAUGAUCUCAAUUCUUGAAAAUACUCAUCAGGCUGCAAGGCUUUAUUGCUGUAAAUAUUUGAUUUAACAAAAAAAAAAAAUUAACUGAACAAUCAUCCCACAAAUUGAUAACGUUAUGAUUACCACAUUAGAAUUAUAAGAAUGUAUUUUUAAGCUGUUCAAAUGUAUGAGUUGAAUUUUCUUA
Messenger RNA from Athalia rosae (coleseed sawfly), 3991 nucleotides. Its product is annotated as venom protease-like. Bases 2383 to 3750 code for a protein of 455 amino acids. Gene Ontology annotation, molecular function: serine-type endopeptidase activity. Lineage: Eukaryota; Metazoa; Arthropoda; Insecta; Hymenoptera; Athaliidae. The record is from RefSeq and is a predicted model, not a curated record. The transcript is spliced from 7 exons. Gene Ontology annotation, biological process: proteolysis.